UCAUACAUCACUUACUGUUUUCACUGCAGUUCAAGCGCCCACCUAAUCUCAAAGCCACCAAAAAUGCACAACAAAACCUAAAUUUAAUUUCUUUCAAAGCAGCUUAGAACAAUUGAAAAGUUUUCCUCGCUUAAAUGUGAGCAAAGAAUCGCAUGGAAUGUUCUGAUAAUUUAGUGAAAGACAAGGCGGCAUGAGGCAGAUCAAUGUUAGAGACUCUGGCAAAACCCAGCAGAACAGGAGUAAACAUUUUUCAUGGAGGGACUGUAAUACAAUUUGUUCUAGCAUUGAAUUCACUCAUGUUAAAUUCCAAGUGAAGACAAUGACUGGAUUUCUUUACAAAUAAAUGUUGCUCCGCAAAAACAUGUCAAGAUCUACAUUAUUUCAUCUGUUGAAAAUUUUGAUAAUUUAUGCAUGGGUGGUUCAAAUUACUGAAAAAAAGUCACGGCCUUUAAACGUCCACGAAGUAGCUAAGAAAAUGUCGGUAUCCGAACAACAACUGGCUGGAAAAUGUGGAAAAAAAUUCAUGCGCCGUUUAUCGUGGGAGUGAAGGAGAGCAGUUAAAAUCUGCUUUCAGUGUAUUGCUCUUCAGAUAAAUUAUUACUUAUUUGGUCAGAGAUGGUAGGAGGCUUUAAUUAAAUGCGUGUAGAGUGGACCCAUCACCACUCCAAUUUCUCUAUCAUCCACACAAUGUGGAGAAACUCUACAUACUUUUUCAUAAAAAUUCAUUUACUUACUUUCAUCUGCUCAGACUCUAGUGAAGGGUAGUUGAGCUUUCUCAUCUUAGAAUGGCCGCUCACAUAUCUCCCAACUUCUAUUCUUCCUCUUUCCACAUACUUCCCAUAUCACAAAACCGAAAAAAACUGCAUUAUAUAAGAGGACUGAAGGAAGGAUUAUCCUCACCCCACUUCAUUCUUUACCUUCCUGCUCUUGGAAAUGUGUGCAGAAUGCAGAUGGUUUGCCUCCACUAUAACUUCAACAAUCCAGUAGGAGGACUUGGGGAAAUGGAAGAAUUAUAAGAAAGUGCCCAAUUUAUCUUCCAUCUCUAUGUUUUGCUCUUGUGACUACUAUAGUCAAUGUGAGAUCUCUGAAUUGAGCAAAAGAUGGGGAGAAGACCAUUCUCCUCUAAACAAGAGGAUUUGAACAGAGGGUCGUGGACUGCAGAGGAAGACAGGAUAUUGACUAACUAUAUCCACACUCAUGGCGAGAUUGGAUGGAGAUCUCUUCCCAAAAAAGCAGGUCUAAAUCGUUGUGGAAAGAGUUGCAGAUUAAGGUGGCUGAAUUAUCUUAGGCCAGACAUUAAACGCGGUAACAUUUCGGCUGACGAGGAUGAACUCAUUAUAAGAAUGCAUCGCCUCCUUGGUAAUCGAUGGGCACUUAUAGCUGGGCGGCUCCCAGGAAGAACUGAUAAUGAAAUAAAGAAUUACUGGAAUACCCAUUUGAGCAAGAAGCUUGCAAUGAGUAGCAGUAGAGCCAUUGAUUCUACAGCCCAUAUCCCACUGAGAAAAGCUGCUAGUUUUUCAGGCAUGAAAAGGCAGAGUCAAUUAAUUGAAGAUAAUGGCACCAAACCUUGUGAAAUGAGGUGUGGUUCAGAUAAUGAGGAGCAAGCAUUGGAUGAGAUUAAAUCAUGGACCCAACUGUUACAAGAAUCGCUCAUGGCCAAUCCUGCAGAGGAUACACAAGAAGAUGAGAACAAUAUAUCAUCAUCAAAAUUGAAUGUUUCAUAUCCUCUAGAUUGUUGCAAUCUCUUUUCAUUGUCUUGUAAUGAUCUUAGGAUAGGGGAAGAUUUCUCAGUAGAAAAUCUAGUCCAACCAGGGGAUUAUGGCGUAGAGGAUAUAUGUUCCCUACAAGACACCCCACAUGAACCAUCUGACAAUGUUGAUCGUGCCAAAUGCUUCGGAAUUCCUGAAAUAUACAACACUUUGCAGGGUAAAGAAACAAGGCAGAUGGAAUUGCCUCCAUUAGAACAGCUUUUUGAGUGGGAGGACCAUGUUAACUUCUCUAGCCUCACCACAACUUAUCAAGAAGAAUAUCUAGACAAUCUUGUGGAUAUCCCUAAUCAGAAACUUGUUUCUUAAAUUUCAUCAUUCUCCUUUUUGUGAGCUUGGCAUUAAUAAAACUGGAUACAUUUUUUGUAGCUGUA
This is a messenger RNA of Cryptomeria japonica (Japanese cedar), 2140 nucleotides long. RefSeq names its product transcription factor MYB1. The record is from RefSeq and is a predicted model, not a curated record. The transcript is spliced from 4 exons. Lineage: Eukaryota; Viridiplantae; Streptophyta; Pinopsida; Cupressales; Cupressaceae. The coding region runs from base 1101 to 2075 and encodes 324 amino acids.